CUCGGAGACAUUUGCAAUCAGGCUUACAGGUAAGAACUAUGUUGCCUGGGAGUUUCAGUUCAGAAUGUUCUUGAAAGGGAAGACACUUUGGAAUCAUAUCGACGGCAGUUCUUCAAAGCCUACAGACGUUGAGGAACUUGCGCAAUGGGAAACCAAAGAUGCUCGCAUCAUUUCUUGGAUUUUAGCAACUAUUGAGCCACGUAUGGUCAAUAAUCUGCGUUCUUUUCAUACAGCAAAACAAAUGUGGGAUUACCUGAGACGUAUUUAUCACCAAGAAAAUACUGCGCGGCGCUUUCAACUUGAACUUGAAAUCAGUCAAUUCAGUCAAGGCAGUGCAUGAGGAAACCCAGCGGGAUCAAUUCUUGAUGAAAUUGAGACCAGAGUUUGAGACUGCGCGAGCCGGAUUGUUGAACAGAAAUCCGGUUCCCUCAUUAGAUAUAUGUGUUGGUGAAUUAUUGCGUGAGGAACAAAGGAUGGCUACACAAGCUGCUAUAAGUGGGCAGAAAGAAACGGCUGAUUUGGUCAAUCUGGCCUAUGCUGCUCAAGGGAGGAAUCAUGGGAAAGGGCAAUCACAAUGCUAUAGUUGCAAAGAAUUUGGGCAUAUUGCACGCAAUUGCAAUAAGAAAUUCUGCAACUAUUGCAAACAACAAGGCCACAUUAUCAAAGAGUGUCCUACACGUCCAGAAAAUAGAAAAGCCCAAGCAUUUCAAGCUGUUGCUUCAUCCUCUACUGUUAGUCAGUCAACAAUUACUCCAGAAAUGAUACAACAAAUGAUUCUUUCAGCUUUCUCUGCGCUUGGACUUCAAGGAUCAGGUGUCGGGGAAGGUGAUCGCGAAGGGGCCUAAAGUGGGCAGAAUUUUUCCGCUGC
Molecule: messenger RNA, 868 nt
Organism: Papaver somniferum (opium poppy)
Lineage: Eukaryota; Viridiplantae; Streptophyta; Magnoliopsida; Ranunculales; Papaveraceae
Exons: 3
Coding region: 366-845 (159 amino acids)
Molecular function (GO): nucleic acid binding; zinc ion binding
Source: RefSeq, a predicted model, not a curated record